This is a messenger RNA of Westerdykella ornata, 1765 nucleotides long. RefSeq names its product monooxygenase. Gene Ontology annotation, biological process: secondary metabolite biosynthetic process. Bases 349 to 1683 code for a protein of 444 amino acids. Gene Ontology annotation, molecular function: monooxygenase activity; FAD binding. The record is from RefSeq and is a predicted model, not a curated record. NCBI's taxonomy places the organism in Eukaryota, Fungi, Ascomycota, Dothideomycetes, Pleosporales, Sporormiaceae. The transcript has 2 exons.
CAGGAACCCAUCGCAUGAUCGCAUGGCAUCCUGUCCGGGGCCCCAGGGGCAUUUUCCUGGCGCCAUAGUUCUUAUAUUGAGCAUGCCGAGGUCGCUGCCGGUGCACCAGGUCGUCGGCGCCACUAGCUACCAACCUCUCACACGCAAAGGACUUUGUAUACAUCUUUUUCCCGCAAGCCGGAUGUACAUUUGACGUCCGCUCUCGCGACCCAUCAACCAGCGUCAAUUCUCACUAGGAACUCGCGUACCUACACCAUCUGCGUACAUCUUCUCCGAUAAAAAGACUUAUCACGAUAUCUACUCCCCAUUGGACCACCUCGCCAGGCCAGCCAUCCCAUCUCAGCCAUCAUGACGGACUCUAAGCCAUUACGGAUAGCCGUCAUAGGCGCAGGCAUGGGUGGUCUAGCCAGCGCUUUGGCACUUGCAAAAGCUGGGCACACCGAUAUCACUGUGUACGAAAGUGCUCCGGGGCUCGGAUUUGUCGGCGCUGGUAUCCAGCUUGCCCCCAACAUGGCACGCAUCCUCGACAGACUAGGUUGCUGGAAACAGAUUGCCGCCGAGGCCGUCCAGUGCAGCAGCACGUCCAUUCGCGAGGGUGCUACCGACAACGAGCUCGGGCACGUCAAGCUGGAUUACGUGGAAAAGACCUAUGGAUACCCGCACAUGGUCGGCCACCGAGCGAGUUUAGCAGGCGCCCUCUACGAUGGGUGUCUCAAAGAGAAGGCCAUCACUUUCAAGCUGGGAUGCACCAUUUCCGAAGCCAAAUUCGCCGGCAGGCCUUCGUUCAAAGUCACCCCAGUCACCGGUGAGCCAUACCGUGUCGAGGUCGACGUUCUCCUUGCUGCCGAUGGCGUCAAGAGCCCAACCCGCGUGGCAAUGCUGAAGGAGAGAGGAGAGGCCGCAGAUGCAAAGGACACAGGCCAGGCCGCGUAUCGCAUCAUGCUCACCCGUGACCAGCUGAAGCACGACCCCGAACUUCUUGCGUUGCUCGAUGCCGACACAGUGACGAGGUGGAUAGGGGAAAAGCGCCACAUCAUCGCCUACCCCAUCCACAACAAGCAGAUAUACAACAUAUCCACUGCCCAACCAGACGACCAUUUCGCAUCCGCUCCCAGUGCCACCUACACUACCAAAGGCUCCAAAGAAGCCAUGCUGCAGGUGUAUGCGGAUUUCUGUCCCAAGAUACAGCGCAUGUUGAAUCUGGUGCCAGAGACUGAAGUCAUAGAAUGGAAACUGCGCGUUCACGAUCCCUUGAGCACCUGGGUAUCGGGUUGUGCGGCCCUGGUGGGCGACGCCUGCCAUCCUACCCUUCCGCACCUCGCACAAGGCGCUGCUCAGGCCAUCGAAGACGCAGCCGUCUUAGGCGUAACGUUAGCCCCUGAACGGAUUGCGGAUCGCAAGCCGGAGACGAUCCACAAGGCGUUGAAACUCUACGAGAAGGUGCGCAAGGAUCGAGCGGAGGCGCUGGUGGAGCUCGCAGCCGAGAAUGGACGAGCCAUGCACCUGGGUUCCGGCAAGGCCAAGGAGGAGAGAGACAGGAUCUUUGCGGCCUUGAAGACGGGGAAAGGGCCCGUGCCGGAUAAGUGGGCGGACGCCGACGUGCAGAGGAUGAUAUAUGGGUUAGACGUGGUCAAGGAAGCGGAGAAGGCCUGCCGGGAGGAGGGGCUGCUGGCAAAGCUGUAAGUGGAGACCGGGACACUUGCACUGAACGCUCAUCUUUUUCCUUUUUAGGACGACUUAGACUUGGAUUUUCAGAAACCUCCUG